Messenger RNA from Encephalitozoon cuniculi GB-M1, 1035 nucleotides. RefSeq lists its product as uncharacterized. The transcript has a single exon. NCBI's taxonomy places the organism in Eukaryota, Fungi, Microsporidia, Unikaryonidae. The record is from RefSeq and is marked provisional. The coding region runs from base 1 to 1035 and encodes 344 amino acids.
AUGCCUGAAGGCAUAAAAGCUUCGUUUGAAGAUCAAGAGGUGUUUGUGGCGGUGGACGAUACAAAAGUAAGGAUUAGCAAAGAUGCCGUAAUCAGGGACAUCCUCUUGGCCGAAAUCCGUUCCUUGCACGUAAAGAACAACGAGGGCUUCUUUCUGAGGCUAAAGCUGUCCGAGGAAACCGUCAUACUUGGGUUUGACACACACCACUCCAGGGAUAUCAUCAAGUCAAUAAUCUUGUCGUUCAUGAAAACAGACCAGGACAUAACAAAGAAGAUACUGGAGUCCGAUCCAGCUAUGAGGGCGAUGUUCAACAAUCUGAAGCAGCAUAUCUCACCCUCCAAGUUUUGGUCAAUUAACAGAGACAAAAUGAAGCAGAUGGUGCCCAUAGUCCGGCAGCAGCCGUCGAGGGAGUUGGAGAUUGAUGAAAAAACCUUUGUCUCUGCGCUGGAUCCGAUGCUUCUGAAUAUAUUUGGACAAAUGAACUGCUCUAUAAAUCAGUUCUACAACCUUCUAAAACAGUCGUACUUCUGUAACAUCAAGAACGAAAAAAACAGCCUGGACAGGAUGAUCUGUUCUGCCAUAAGAGGAUAUGAUGUCAAGCAGGACUUUGCCUCUAGAAUCAACAGCCAUUCUGUCCUGGCCCUGAAGCCCAUGGGAGAUGUGGAGAUCCAUCCGAGUACAAAGGAGGGGAGGCGGGUGGAGUUUUUCCCCAUAUACCCGUUUGAGGAGGAAAAGCUUGAAAGGCCAAGGAGAGAGUUCAGGUUCGAGAGGAAGCCCCUGAAGUGCGAGGUGGAAGUUGAGGUUGUGCCCAUGGUGGAGAAGAAGGCAUUUGAGAAGAAAGAUCUCGCUUGGAUUAGAGACCUAUCAAGGGUUGUAUACAGGGCAAUGAAGGAGAAGGACGGAGAGUUCUUAAAAGAGGCCGCAGAGAUUACCAAGAGGUUUCUGGACGGCAUGGAAAGAAAGUAUGGGGACGGAUGUGAUGCCUAUAUUAGGAGGAUUCUCCCGACCUAUUUCAUAGAAAGGAAGGAUGGGUGA